GAGAGAAAAAGCAAAAGAAACCAUCGGAGCGCUUCCAAAGAAGAUGAGGGCUCAAAGCACCAAACUGUCAACGAAUGUGCUGUUUGAUAGCACGCACAUUCCAAGCUUGCGUCCCAGAACAAACAUGCUCUUGUGGCAGGGGGACAAGCAGAACAGCCACCGGUGAUAUUGGCUGCGUAUCGUGGCAGAACGUCUACCACCAACACCUACACCAAUCUCGCGUUUUUUAGAAUGUAAGCUUCAACUACGGAGGUGGAAAGCGAAAAAGAACAACUCGGAGUCGCUUGGUUUUUUCAUAAUUUAUUUCACGUACAUCCGACGAUAAGAUAUUAAGACAACAUGACUGGGCGCAUAAAGUACAAAAUUCUGCAUGCCUCCUCGGAGGACCCCGAGCACCCAGUGUCCGAGCUCCUCUUCCACUCUUCCAAGACGAAAGGCUGGUCUUCUAGCAGGUUUUGCGAUUAUCCGCAGGAACUCGGUAAGGCCUGUAUUUUUUGAUAUUACAUGAUACUAGAUUUUGAUUUCCGUUUGCAUUAGCAUUGCUUAUUGCUCACGUUUGUGGUCGAUCUCAACCGUUCGCUUCCGAUGCAUUUGAAGCGAGGACAACCAGCAUUUCUUCGUCGUUCAUUACACGUACGAGUGCACAGAUCCAGAUGCUCUAUGUAAAAAUUAUGAGUGUGCGUCACUCAGUAUACUUAAUACCCACUCUGCACUCUCGCUUUUUAUCUCGUCAGUACUUAGCAACGUCUGCCUACCUAGUCCCGUCAUUAAUUUUCAGUGCUGGUAUUCGAAGGACCUGUUACCGCCCGGCAGAUCCAGUUUUUGUCGCACCAAUGCCGGAUCGCUAGCAAAAUCGAGCUGUACGUUCACGAAGAAAGCAAGGACGAGCGCACGGACCACAUCAUCAGAAAGUAUUUUGCGGAAGAUGAUGUCGAGAGCCGCGGUACUAUACUUUGACUUUUUCUGGCACACCAGUUGCGCGGUCACGACGAGGACCUCAAUCUUUGGUGUUUCUUCAUAUUUGUUGGCACUAGAAGACUCUGCCGAUUGAAGAAAUGUUCUAGUAUUGGCACUAGUUGUCUACUACAGAGAUGACAGUAAUAACACGACGACGACGAACCCACACCCACUUUUGCAAUGUAACCAGGUGCGCUGCAGUACUAUUACGAGCAGCACCGGUCGCAGUUCAAACGCUUGGGCUACCUGUCGCUGGAUUCCAACGAGCGGUCGCAAUUCCAGGCGCGAGAACUGAAGUCUGUCUACAUCGAUCACAAGGCACGGUUUCUCAGGCUACGGCUGCACAAGUGCCACCUGAACAAGUUUAACCUCACAAAUCAGGUACAAGAACAACUUCGCUGUUAUACUACUUUAUUUCUACCUCACGUGGAAUGUCCCCCGAAUCAAGUGAGUAGAAAUAGACCACAGAAAAGAAAAAGUAUUUAUAUCAUCUUUGAAACAUAUUGCCAACAACAUUACCACACCAGAGCUGUUGAUCUUGAUUCCAGGUGAGUCUGGUCGCAAUCAAUGUGCUUGGUGAGAAUUUGCCAAUGCCGGAACCGACUAGCAAUUUUUCUUCGGGGACAGGAGCACAGGUUUGCGGAUAGAUUUCGUUGCAUUUGCUUCCACUUGUGCAUAUCUCGACGGAAAUAAAUGGAGGAUAUUGUUGAUUUGAUUUGAUAUGCUUUACAUGGGCCACCAGGAGCGCUGUAGUGUCAACAUAAUAAAACAUACAUUUUGCUUUUGGUGAAAGUUAAAUAUUGUUGAUCUACAACACAAUAAACUUAUUCUCGCGCCAGCACAGGUUCCGCCGCUUGCAAGCAGCUUCCAGAAGCCGUUGGUCGAGCCCGGCAUCAUGCAGGCUUCUUCCUCGUCCUCCAAAGCGCCGGAUAACUACGACCCCAAGAUCGCGGAAAAGCUGAACGCCCUCGGAAAGGCGAAGGACCACGCGGUAGAGAUUGAGGACUACCAGGAGGCGAAACGAUACAAGGAGAUGAUUACCAAGCUGAAGGCCGUGGCCAUGCGCAUUACGGAGUGCGAGCGGAAGAAGAAGCAGGCCGUGGACGCAGAGGACUACGAUGCCGCGAAACGUCUGAAAGCCGAGAUCGACGCCUUGUACCGGGCCGCGAUUGAAGGGAGGGAUCCGAACCAGGACCGCGAACAACCACCGGAGAUGGAGAUGCACGACGAGGUGGACCACCAUCCCCCGCGAGCAGUCGGGGGCCACGGUGCUGGAGGUGGAGGUCCGGCGCCGAUCUACACGAACUACGACGAGGUCAGCAGUGCAAGCAGAGGACCUGCUUCCCAGCGAGGGACGAUGAAUAAAGUCACCAACUCGCCGCCGAUACGUCCCCGCGACGGAAGCCGCUCGCAGGUUUCCGCGGCGCCGACUAGUCCUCUGCUGCCUGCGGUGAACAACGAGGAGGUGCCCGUGGGAAACACCAGUUACAACGCGGGCUAUCGGACCCGAAAUAACCAGGGCGGCGGGGGCGGGGAGCAGCAGCCGCUCGGGGGAUUGUCCACCUACAGCCGGGGAGGUUACGAACCUGACUCCCCCGGCACAACCGAGCCUCAGCAGCAGCACGUGGCGAAAAAAUCCUACCCGAGUCUGAGCAACUUAGGCCCGGACAGCGACCCAAACUCCAUUAAGGGGAUGCACUUGUUUGCGGAUUUGGGUGCUGCGCCCGACCCGCCGGAUCAUCUCCCGCCGCUCGGGACCACGGAGGGGGGCCUUCCGCCCGGGGCAGAGGAGCUGAAACCCAACGCGGAGUUGCCGGACCCGGAGCCCAUAUCCUCCAGUUUUACAAAAGAGGUGCAGCCAUUGCUGCACGUGACCGGAGACGAGCACUUAGUCUCGUGCCUGUAUUCCAAGCAGCGGGUCCUGCGCGAGCACGGCCUGACGCGGUUAACCGACGAUUUGAACGGCGGGGUGUACGACACGUUGCUGGAGGACGCCGCCAGUAGCAAAGAGUUCUUGCAAGGCCUGGUGGCCUUGUUGAGGAGGACUUCCAUUGAGAAAAACGUGCAGAUUUUUCUAUCCUCCAUGCAACUCGCGCAAACGCUCUGCACAAAGGUCAUCCUCGCCAACGAAGACAAAGGAUUUUCCCUGAAAAAGGUACACUCGCCAAAACAGUUUGAGAGCUUCCGAUUUCCGUGCUUCACCUUGUUUUUAUUUUUUCUCCGCAUGCACUUGCAGUUGCACUGAUCCAUUUUUAGCAACUGUUCCUACGAAUUCCUGCUCAGGCGGACGCGCAACCGCAGCUCGACAGCUACAUUCCAAUGCUUGUGGAGCGGCUCGGGGAGACAAACGCGCGCUGCGCACAAGCCGCGGGCGAUGCCGUGCUAUCAUUUGCGCUGUGCCCCAACGUCGGCUGCACCUUCGUCGCACAGUUUCUGAUGAAACCGAUCGUCUCCAAAUCAAAGAAAGUAUACUAAACUCAUAUUUUUGUACAUAAGGAUAACUCUCUUCGAUAUUUUUCAGCAACAAAGAUAAAACACGGACCGUAAACGCAUGGGAGUUCUUUGCGGCCUUAGCAGGCAUGGAUGCGCCGGCAUGUCGCACUCUAGAGAGAACCUACCUUGAUCAACAUGUUGACAGACUUGUUUUACUUGCACGACGGACUAAUAAAUCUAAAUCGUAUCAUGAAGGUGUUUCCGCAGAAAGUGUACUGCAACCGCAUCAAGCUGCUGACCAUUUUGAUGCAAGAAUCGUCUGGGGAGUCGAUUCACGAACAGUUGUUGUCCGUCGCCAUGGGCUGGUUUGACAAUCCCAACCACGAAGUGCGGCAGUCCAUCGUGGAGCUGGUAGGUGUGAUCUACGGAAAAACCGCGUCCUACUCGGUGGUAGAGCCCUACUUGGCGGACCUCCGCCCCGCCCAGCGCGAGGUGUUCGAGGCAGAGUUCGAGCGGGUCGGCGGCGAGGACUUUCUCUUGGAGAAAAAGGCCUCGCAGCUGCUCCACGCGGCCCAGCAGGAGCAACAAACGACCGUGCCCGCCUCGAGUAGCAGUUCAUCCACAUCAGGCCCGUCGAAGCAACAGCCGAAAAAGAAAGCCAAAAAACCAGUGCCAGGUGCUGGCGGAGGAACUACGACAGGUGGCGUGGCAGCAGGGGCGGUUGGGGCCGGCGCAACAGGAGCUUCCAGCUCCGCGCCCGCAGAACAGCCGGCGGCCUCCGCGGCAGACGGCGGCGGCCCGGUGGAACUCGUAGAGGACGGCCCGAGUGUGUACGAACCUCCACCGAGUGGCGACGCGAACGAAGAGCAGCACAUAAUAAGCAAAGAGGUCAACCUAGAGGGGGCGCACGCCGAAGUGGACGAGUUUGAGUGCCAGUUCUGCCACCUAAAGGACCCCUCUUUCACGCCCGAGGUCCUGGACCUGCACUACUGGAAAGACUGUCCACUGCUCAUGGAGUGCCGCUUCUGCCAGCAGGUCAUUGAGAUCUCCAGCUUGCGCUCCCACUUCUUGGAGGAAUGCGAGCAUUUUCCCAUGAGUGAAAUUUAUGAACAGGUAUAAUUUUUUAUUUUGGCUAGUCAGCGUGGUGGACUACCGUUUUUGAUGUUGGAAUGAGUGAUGUCUGAGCUGCGAGGCCCAGACGUCAGACCCCAGCACAGUUGGAUAAGUACAAACAUCGAUCCUAUAUGCGACAACCACUCUUCGACUACGCUGUCACAGACCCCGGACGGCGCGCCUCCUGUGCUUCCGCCACCCGGUGCCUGCCCUUUAUGCUUGGAGCCGGUCCAGGAAGACGAGUGGAAGGACCACCUGCUGGCCUGUGAAAAAAACCCGCGGAAGUUCGGCACAAUCUCCGCCGCAUAA
This is a messenger RNA of Amoebophrya sp. A120, 4812 nucleotides long. NCBI's taxonomy places the organism in Eukaryota, Dinophyceae, Syndiniales, Amoebophryaceae. The record is from the annotation of a GenBank genome assembly.